CGACAAGACCCCAGUCCCUCACCAUCGUGGGCUUGCUGCCUCACUUUUUGACUCCUGCAAGUUCCUUUGUUUUUCUUCCCUCUUCCUCCUCCCUCUGCAACAUCCCUCCCCCCACCAUCGCCCUCUCCCGAAGCAUAUCAUGCUCACUGCGACCAGUCGCUGCUCCCAGUAGACAGACUGCAUUUACCUGUGUUCCUCCCUAUCGUCCGAUACGCGUUCGCUUACUUUGGCGCACCGAGCAAGAUCAAUAACGAAAGACAAUUGGGCUAGGUACCGAAAAGGGUAAUAAAAAAGUACCCCUCAGAACAAAACACGCCGACCCUUAUCCGCCUCUCCCCGCGUCACCCUACCUAAACUCAGCCUUCUUUCGUGUUCUCGACGACCUCCCACCGCCCCGACUGUAUUGGGGUUGGUAAUUACAACAAAAACCGCAAAACCCCCGACUCGACCACGACCGACACACCGUCUCAGUCGCGACCAUGUCUGUCCUUCCACCAGACGUCCACGCCGAGCUGUCCCAGCUGCUGCAAGCUCUGCAGUCCCCGGACAACUCCGUCCGAACCCAAGCCGAAGACCACCUCCAGAACAACUGGACCGCCAACAGACCCGAGGUUUUGUUGAUGGGCCUGGCAGAGCAAAUUCAAGUUGCCUCCGAUGCUUCGAUACGAUCCUUUGCCGCCGUCAUUUUCCGAAGAAUCGCCUCCAAGAGCCGCAAGAAUGAGCGCGGCGAGCUCGUCGACAUGUUCUUGUCCUUGUCCCAGGACCAGGCUGCCGCCAUUCGACAGAAGCUUCUCGAGAGCCUCGGAGGCGAUUUUCAGCGUGCCGUGCGCAAUAAAAUCAGUGACGCCGUCGCCGAGGUCGCGAGACAAUACACUGAGAACAACGAUUCUUGGCCCGAGCUGCUAGGCGGCCUUUUCCAGCUCAGCAUUGCUCCCGACGCCGAGAAGCGCGAAACUGCUUUCCGCGUCUUCGCCACGACCCCGGGGAUCAUCGAGAAGCAGCAUGAAGACACCGUUAUUCAGGCAUUCCAGAAGGGCUUUAAAGAUGAUUCCGUGCAGGUGCGCCUGGCCGCCAUGGAGGCCUUCGCAGCCUUCUUCAGGAGCUUGGGAAAGAAGGUCCAGCCCAAGUACUAUCCUCUGAUUCCAGAUGUCCUCAAUAUUCUGCCGCCUAUCAAGGACAGCCACGACUCCGAGGACCUUAGCAGUGCCCUUGUCGCCCUCAUCGACAUGGCCGAGACGGCGCCCAAGAUGUUCAAGCCCCUUUUCCACAACCUUGUCCAAUUCAGCGUGUCUGUAAUCCAGGACAAGGAACUCGACAACCUCUGUCGCCAGAACGCGCUCGAGUUGAUGGCCACGUUCGCCGACUACGCGCCCUCCGUUUGCCGGAAGGAUGCCACUUACACCAACGACAUGAUCACCCAAUGUCUUAGUCUCAUGACUGAUCUUGGCGAGGACGACGACGAUGCCGCCGAAUGGCUGGCGUCUGACGAUCUUGAUCAGGAGGAAAGUGAUCAGAAUCACGUUGCCGGCGAGCAGUGCAUGGACAGACUUGCCAACAAACUCGGAGGUCAGACCAUUCUGGCGCCGACCUUCAACUGGCUUCCCCGCAUGAUGACCUCGAUGGCAUGGAGGGACAGACACGCUGCCCUCAUGGCCAUCUCUGCUAUAUCUGAAGGCUGCCGGGAGCUCAUGAUCGGUGAACUCAGCCAGGUCCUUGAUCUUGUUGUUCCUGCGUUGAAGGACCCGCACCCUCGUGUGCGUUGGGCUGGUUGUAACGCACUAGGCCAGAUGAGCACGGACUUUGCGCCCAAGAUGCAGACCGACUACUACGACCGCGUGCUCACGGCUAUCAUUCCUGUUCUCGAGUCUCCCGAGGCUCGUGUCAAGUCGCACGCUGCCGCCGCCCUAGUCAACUUCUGCGAGGAGGCUGAGAAGUCAAUCUUGGAACCCUACCUUGACGAGCUCCUUUCUCACCUCUUCCAGUUGCUGCAGAACGAGAAGCGAUAUGUCCAAGAGCAGGCCUUGUCGACCAUUGCAACCAUUGCUGACGCUGCCGAGGCUGCAUUUUCCAAGUACUACGACACUUUGAUGCCUCUAUUGGUCAGCGUUCUUCAGAGGGAGAACGACAAGGAGUUCCGCCUCCUCCGCGCCAAGGCCAUGGAGUGUGCUACUCUGAUUGCCUUGGCGGUUGGCAAGGAAAGACUUGGGCAAGAUGCCAUGACUCUUGUUCAGCUGCUUGCCUCCAUCCAGCAGAACAUCACGGACCCCGAUGACCCGCAGGCUCAGUACCUGAUGCACUGCUGGGGUCGCAUGUGUAGAGUGCUCGGCCAGGAGUUUCUUCCAUUCCUACCUAAUGUCAUGCCGCCUCUUCUCGAGCUCGCCAGCGCAAAGGCCGAUAUCCAGCUUCUCGACGACGAUGAACAGGUCGAACAAAUCCAGCAGGAAGAUGGCUGGGAGCUCGUCCCACUCAAGGGCAAGAUGAUCGGUAUCCGAACCAGCACCAUGGAAGACAAGAACAUGGCCAUCGAGCUCCUGGUUGUUUACGCUCAGGUUCUUGAGGGAAGCUUUGCCCCUUACGUGGCUGAGAUUAUGGAGAAGAUUGCUCUCCCUGGUCUGGCCUUCUUUUUCCACGACCCCGUCAGAUUCAUCUCGGCCAAGCUGGUACCGCAGCUCCUCAGCUCAUACAAGAAGACCUACGGAAGUCCUUCGAACGAGCUCAACGGACUGUGGGCGGCGACUGUAGACAAACUUCUCGAGGUGUUGACGGCGGAGCCUGCCAUCGACACCCUUGCCGAGAUGUACCAGUGCUUCUACGAGUCUGUCGAAGUCGUUGGAAAGGAGUGUCUCUCAACCGAGCACCUCUCCCGCUUCAUCGAUUCGGUUCACUCUGCCAUCGAGGACUACAAAGACCGUGUUGCCCAACGUCUCGAAGAUAAGGAGGGUGUUGCGGCCGAGGACGUGGAAGACGAGGCCGAGGACGUCCUGCUGGCUAUCGAAGAUGACCAGACUCUCCUGUCCGACAUGAACAAGGCGUUCCACGCCAUCUUCAAGAAUCACGGCGCCGCUUUUCUUCCGUCUUGGGAGCGCCUGCUUCCCACAUACGAGGGUUUCCUCAAGUCGGACGAUCCCACACAGCGUCAGUGGGGUCUGUGCAUCAUGGACGACGUCCUCGAGUACUGCGGCCUGGAGAGCCAAAAGUAUGCCAACCUCAUCACCCAGCCUUUGGUCGACGGCUGCAGAGAUUCGUCGCCCGCCAUCCGACAAGCCGCUGCCUACGGCAUUGGUGUGGCCGCACACCGUGGCGGACUUCCCUGGGCACAGUUCCUUGGCGGCGCCAUGCCUUUCCUCUUCCAAGUCACGCAAGUGCCCGACGCGCGGAGCGAGGAUAACGUGUACGCGACCGAGAACGCCUGUGCUGCCAUUGCCAAGAUCCUUCACUACAACGCCGGUUCAGUGCAGGACCCCAAUAACAUUGUCGCGCAGUGGAUCGAGACACUGCCGGUGACCAACGACGAGGAGGCGGCGCCUUACGCCUAUGCCUACCUGGCAGAGCUGAUUGACAAGCAACAUCCCGCUGUUGUCAACCAGGCCGGCAAGGUUUUCGUACUCACUGCCCAGGCUCUAGAGGCAGACACCCUCCAAGGACAGACGGCAAGCCGCGUGGUAGGCGCCAUCAAGGCCCUCCUGUCCCAGGCGGGUGUAGACCCCACACCUCUUCUGCAGCAGUUCUCGCCCGAGUCUCAACGAACAAUUACUUCGUACUUCUCUUGAGUGUCGAGCAAUGAGUAGAAAGCUUCAAAAGGAAAACGGGCGCCAAUCCGGGAUGACCUGGCAAGAGUGUCGUAUUCAAGGUGGGGGUAGGGUGGAGAGACAGUUGAUGAUACCACAGGCACCGGAAAGAGACAAAAGCUGGCCCCCAUGACAUACCAGAACAUCACUGGACUUGGAUAGCUGCUGCCUUACCAGGGCCAUGUCCCGAUAUAGGCGAAGCUGGGCGGCAAGGGUUAUGGGGAAGACGACUCGAGAGGUAACGGUGAUGACAGAAAGGCGGCUUUGGUCACCCCCUUUGUUGUGCUAUCACCGGUUCCCUGCUCGCUGGCGCCAAAGCAAUGAUGCCGAUUGAUGAUAUAAAGGAGUGGUUUUGCUUUUGCAGAUAGAAAUCUAUGCAUAUGAGAUAUGAUCUAUCUCU
Colletotrichum destructivum is the source of this 4188-nucleotide messenger RNA. Its product is annotated as Putative importin-beta domain, armadillo-like helical, TOG domain, importin beta family. The record is from RefSeq and is a predicted model, not a curated record. The transcript has 6 exons. Gene Ontology annotation, biological process: protein import into nucleus. Lineage: Eukaryota; Fungi; Ascomycota; Sordariomycetes; Glomerellales; Glomerellaceae. Bases 480 to 3770 code for a protein of 1096 amino acids. Gene Ontology annotation, molecular function: small GTPase binding; nuclear import signal receptor activity. Gene Ontology annotation, cellular component: cytoplasm; nucleus.